Messenger RNA from Dromiciops gliroides (monito del monte), 2735 nucleotides. RefSeq names its product zinc finger protein 2 homolog. The record is from RefSeq and is a predicted model, not a curated record. Gene Ontology annotation, molecular function: RNA polymerase II cis-regulatory region sequence-specific DNA binding; DNA-binding transcription factor activity, RNA polymerase II-specific. NCBI's taxonomy places the organism in Eukaryota, Metazoa, Chordata, Mammalia, Microbiotheria, Microbiotheriidae. The coding region runs from base 72 to 2735 and encodes 887 amino acids. Gene Ontology annotation, biological process: regulation of DNA-templated transcription. The transcript has 8 exons.
CCCCCCCCCCAGAUCUCUCUGCCUCCUCCCCCCGGGCUGAGAUCUCUGUCUUCUGAAAACCAUCUCUGCACAUGCUAGCCCCAGGUCAGGCUGCAGACAACCAAAAGCUAUUCCAAGGAGAGAGCCUGGAGCCAGAGAGAAUGACCCCGGGGACCCAGAGACCCCCAUCCCAGGAGUUGGUGACAUUCAAGGAUGUGGCUGUGGAUUUCACCCAGGAGGAGUGGCGCCUCUUGGACCAUCCUCAGAGAGAGCUGUACAAGGAGGUCAUGCUGGAGAAUGUCCAGAACCUGCUCUCUGUGGGACUUCCAGUUUCUAGAGAAGAUUUGAGCUCUCCUUUCCAGGGAGGGGAAUCACCAGGGAUGGUAGGGCACAAAGGUCCAAGGAUCUCCUGUCUAGGUGGAGAGACUAGGUUGGAAGUGAAGAAGAUGGCUACAACGGUGAACAUUUCCGUGGAAGAAUUUGGCCAGCAUGGAUUUGAGAGUGAUGGUGCCUGGAACUUCAAUUUGAAAGAAAUCUGUGACUCUGAAAGCAAGCUGGGUAAGAGUAUCUGUGAGUUUGGUGAAAUCGAAAAGCCACUCACACAUUCUUCAGUCUUAAAUAACAGGAAGAGAAGGGCUUCAUGGAAUGAAUAUUUUCAGGAGAGUGAAGAUAAUAAAUGGUUUCCUCAACAACUAGAGCCUUUUAAGGCCCAGAACAAGUUUCAUCAAAUGCUAAAGUACAAAGGUAAUCAUCUGGAAAUGGCCUUGAAUUUGAAUUCUGCUCUCAUUGGACAUCAGAAAAGUGACAGAAGUGGGAAGGGCUUCAGUCAGAGCUCUAAGUUCAUUACUCUACAGACAAUUCACAUUAGAAGGGAGCCUAUUGAAUACAAUGAAUGUAAAGCAACCUCAUCGGAUCAAUCGUAUCUUCCUUGGCAUGCUAAGUUUUAUGAUGGAAGGAGAAGACAUGCAGUUGAUUGUUGUGGAUUGGCCUUUGGUUUGAACUCAGAUCUUAUAAGGCAUCACAACAUUCACAUUGGAAAAACGUUUUAUAAAUGUAAUCAGUGUGGAAAGACUUUCACAAAGAGCUCCCAUCUUGUUGUCCAUCAGAGAAUUCAUACUGGAGAGAAAUCUUAUGAAUGUAAUCAGUGUGGUAAGGCUUUCACAAAGAGGUUCAAUCUUACUCAGCAUCAAAGAAUCCACACUGGAGAGAAACCUUUUGAAUGUAAUCAGUGUGGAAAGGCUUUCACAAAGAGCUCCCAUCUUGCUGCCCAUCAGAGAAUCCACACUGGAGAGAGACCUUAUGAAUGUAAUCAGUGUGGAAAGGCUUUUACACAGAGCUCCAGUCUUGCUGCACAUCAGAGAAUCCACACCGGAGAGAAACCUUAUGAAUGUUAUCAGUGUGGAAAGGCUUUCACAGAGAGAUCCACUCUUGCUAAGCAUCAGAGAAUGCACACUGGAGAGAAACCUUAUGAAUGUUAUCAGUGUGGAAAGGCUUUCACAAUAACCUCCCAUCUUGCAGCACAUCAGAGAAUCCACACUGGAGACAAACCUUAUGAAUGUAAUCAGUGUGGAAAGACUUUCUCACAGAGAUGCAAUCUUGCUAAGCAUCAGAGAAUGCACACUGGAGAGAAACCUUAUGAAUGUAAUCAGUGUGGAAAGACUUUCUCACAGAGAUGCAUUCUUGCUAAGCAUCAGAGAAUCCACACUGGAGAGAAACCUUAUGAAUGUAAUCAGUGUGGAAAGGCUUUCAUAGAGAGGUUCAGUCUUGCUGUACAUCAGAGAAUCCACACUGGAGAGAAACCUUUUGAAUGUAAUCAGUGUGGAAAGGCUUUCACAGCAAGGUCCAGGCUUGCUGCCCAUCAGAGAAUCCACAGUGGAGAGAAACCUUAUGAAUGUAAUCAAUGUGGAAAGGUUUUCAUAGAGAGGUUCAGUCUUGCUGUACAUCAGAGAAUCCACACUGGAGAGAAACCUUUUGAAUGUAAUCAGUGUGGAAAGGCUUUCACAGCGAGGUCCAGGCUUGCUGCCCAUCAGAGAAUCCACACUAGAGAGAAACCUUAUGAAUGCAAUCAGUGUGGAAAGGUUUUUAUAGAGAGGUUCAGUCUUACUGUACAUCAGAGAAUCCAUACUGGAGAGAAACCUUUUGAAUGUAAUCAGAGUGUAAAGGCUUUCAAACAGAGCUCCCAUCUUGCAGCACGUCAGAGAAUCCACACUGGAGGGAAACCUUAUGAAUGUAAUCAGUGUGGAAAAACUUUCACAAUAAGCUCCAGUCUUGUUUGCCAUCAGAGAAUCCACACUGGCGAGAAACCUUAUGAAUGUAAUCAGUGUGGAAAGGCUUUCAAACAGAGCUCCCAUCUUGUAGCACAUCAGAGAAUCCACACUGGCGAGAAACCUUAUGAAUGUAAUCAUUGUGGAAAGGCUUUCACAGCGAGGUCCACUCUUGCUGCCCAUCAGAGAAUCCACACUGGAGAGAAACCUUUUGAAUGUAGUCAGUGUGGAAAGGCUUUCACAAAGAGGCUGGCCCAGGAACCAGGUCCCCUGCGGAAAUCUACAACUGUGACGCCCAGAUUCCCAGCAUGCCUUGGGCUCUGCAGAGGCCACAGGAAAAGUCCCCCCCUCUCAACAUGGGUGACGUCAUGGUACAGUCAUUCUGGGAAAUGUAGUCCGCACGUGUGGCGCCGCUGCCUGGACCUGGCCAGAAGGCCCCGGGGGGCGUAUCUCUCCGCCUCCUCCCCCCGGGCUGAGAUCUCUGUCUUCUGA